AUGGACUUCCGGAAUACCGCCGGAGAAAGUAGCAGGCUUCACCACCUCUCGUACAUCAGCUCGACAUGUGGGGUAGACAAACCACAGUUUACGAGUGACUGCGUACGAGGCUCAAAACCCCUUCCAAGCAUCACUGGCGUCAUGUGGAGAAGAUUCCGCAGCUUCCAAGGCGUCGAAGCUGCUUCUACUGGAAAGACGAAGCGCGACAGGUCUACAGGCCAAUUGUUUGGAUCACAAACCCCCGAAAGCGACUUUGAGAUAUCGGUCGCUCCGUUACUAGAAGACGGACCAGUCUUACCAGCAGACACUGAAGAUCUGCAGCGUCCAGGUGUCCCCUGGGGCAUCUCACAGUUGAAGAAGAUAGGGCAGGGCGAGACCGCUCGGCAGUUGAGAUGA
This is a messenger RNA of Fonsecaea monophora, 396 nucleotides long. RefSeq lists its product as hypothetical. NCBI's taxonomy places the organism in Eukaryota, Fungi, Ascomycota, Eurotiomycetes, Chaetothyriales, Herpotrichiellaceae. The transcript has a single exon. The record is from RefSeq and is a predicted model, not a curated record. The coding region runs from base 1 to 396 and encodes 131 amino acids.